ACCUGUAUAUCAUUUUAUUUCUCAUUUCCUCUUUCCUAGCUGCAUGAAUCUUUAUCUUCUGUAUCCAAAGCUUGCUCAGUCUUCUGAAAGCAAGGAUUUUUGGAAUUAUUCAGGGUUUUUAGCCUUUUCAGAGUUUGGAACAACUUUGGCGGACGGCUGGAACAUCAGUUUACAGAAAUCGGCUACAUUGAUAUUUGGGAUUUUGGUUACUGCGAAAAUGAGGAAUUUGAGCAGAGCGGCUGAAUGAAAAACCAUCCGAGGAGCAAAUGUACCUCUAUAUCUCACCAGACUUUAAUAGACAAUGCAAAGAACCGGGUCAGUGAUCUUCAAGAAAGAUUCACUAAUCUUCAAGCUGCCAGGACGGAGGGCCGAAUCGGUGAUGUUGCUGUCUUGGAGGAGCAAGUCUACCAAAGUCUUCGCGAGUGGAAGGCCGAGCUUAAUGCACCUUCUCCUGCAUCUUCUUCAUUUGGUUGUAGUCUCGGAUCUUUCUCUGAUGAUAUUGCCCGCAUGCUGCAAUUGUGUGAAGAGGAAGAUGAUGCUAGUAGUGCAUUUGCAGAACCAGCAUGUUUGAAGCCUGAAUCUGCAGUUCAAAGCCUUUGCCCCGGAAAUAUUCUGGGGGUUCAAGAGAACUGCUUCCAUAACAAUGAGGCACAGGAACAGAAAUUUCAAGUAUUUGAUCAAUGUAAAAGUCCUAAGUCUACUAUGCAUAGCACAAUGGUCAACAAUGCAGAGUUAACUCAUCAGUUGGAUUAUGAUUUACUAAAUUCUCACAAUGAAUUGAACCACGAGCUCUUCAUUGGUGCCAGUGAUAUCGAAGAGUGUGCAAAGGAUUCUGGGCCUAAUAUUCUGCCGAGCAUCCACCCUCCACCAUCUGCUUUCUUACGACCAAAAUGUUCUCUGUGGGACUGUACCAGGCCUGCUCUUGGAUCUGAUUGGUACCAGGAUUAUUGUAGCAUUUUUCAUGCUACUCUUGCUUUAAAUGAAGAUCCCCCUGGUACAACUCCAACUGUAAGACCUGGGGGUAUUGGUUUGAAAGACAAUUUAUUACUUGAUGCUCUUCGUUCAAAGACAGAGGGUAAGAAUGUGGGGAUCCCCACAUGUGAAGGAGCUGCCAGUAGAAAAUGUCCAUGGAAUGCCACUGAGCUAUUUGAUCUUGGUUUACUUGAAGGAGAAACAGUUAGGGAGUGGCUCUUCUUUGACAAACCUAGACGGGCAUUUGAAAGUGGAAACAGAAAACAGAGAUCAUUACCAGAUUACAGCGGACGUGGUUGGCAUGAGUCAAGGAAGCAGGUGAUGAAGGAGUUUGGAGGGCAGAAGAGGUCUUAUUACAUGGACCCACAACCACCAGGUUGCUUUGAGUGGCGUUUAUACGAAUAUGAGAUAUAUAGCUUUGAUGCAUGUGCUUUAUAUAGGCUAGAACUCAAACUUGUCAAAGAGAGAAAGAGUCCCAAGGGAAAAGUCAACAAAGAUCCCGUGGUUGAUCUACAGAAAAAGAUGGGAAGACUUACUGCUGAGGUUCCUUCAGAUAACAACAACAGAUAUGUUGUUAGAGGCAUGCCAACUGAACAUAGAGUGGUAAACAGAGAAGAUAUUAACCCUGGUCUAAGUGAAAUGAACCCUACCGAAAUGCCAAAUUACAAUUCAAGUUGUUCAUAAAAUCAUGUAGAUAAAUCAACUGACCAUCAAGGCACUUAAUUGACAAGUCGCGACUGCUUGUCAGAAACAAACUCUGGGAUUCGACACCAAUCCUGCUGCCGAUGGUACUGUAGAGUUGUAAGUAGUACUUCUGUUCAUCAAAAAAGGUAGUAACUCUGAUUAUGUGAUUGGUCUUGUUUCUUUUCAGGAGGCCUUUAUUGUGCCAGAGAUUAUUACAGAGAUUUAGUUGUUUACCCUUGAAAUUUUACUUAGACUAGCCUAGAAAAUCACCAUUGUUUCCUUGAUAAAAAAAAAAAAAAAAAAAAAAUUAAUACAAUCUCACAAGAAGUUGAGAUGAGCUAAUAAAAUCAACCAUGUUCGUAGUA
Messenger RNA from Carica papaya (papaya), 2021 nucleotides. Lineage: Eukaryota; Viridiplantae; Streptophyta; Magnoliopsida; Brassicales; Caricaceae. The record is from RefSeq and is a predicted model, not a curated record.